AUGAUCACCCACCCUGGGCUUCGUCGUCCUAUAAAAUUCCACCUCACCACCCAGCAAUCAGCCAGUCCUUUUCAUGAACAAACCAUAAGAGCCAAGAGAAGAUCACGGCUGCCUCCUCGCCCCUGGACUUAUGACAAUGUGACGAAUGCCCAACUCUCUCCGGAUAUACCUGCACCACCAGGUUUGCAUGCGCCUCCAAAUUACUUUCCUCUGUACUCCAGAAACAGAUUGGCACAUAAACGAUGGGAAACUAGACACAGGAGACCCAACUUCGUGCCCGGCUUACUUCCAUAUAACCCUGAAGAUGACCAAUGGGUCAAGCACGGUCACAGCGAUGCUGUAUCGCAGGUCACAAAAAGACUUCGUAGUGCGCUACGUUCCGGAGAUCCUCAUUCCGUCCUUCGAUCCUUCGUCCAAUUAUCAUCUGAAGCUAAUAGGACCACUCUAAUCAACAUCCUGGCUUGGAUGCCUACUACUACAUUCAUUGAGACGUUGCGCUGUUUGGAUCCGAAACACUUCGUCGAUCGCUACCACCGUCUUCAUGAAGAUAUUGGCUUUGUCAGGGCCGGACAACUCAGUCUUCCACAGGUUGAUAUUAUCGGCCAUUACAAGUUCUGCUCCCUUUUCCUCUCCUUAAUCAGAAGAGUCGUAGACGCUCGUCGUGAGUCAUAUCCGUUUACUAUUCUCGAACUACGCUAUCUGCUACGGGUUGCUAGGGGCGUUGGAAAUCUUCAAUAUGCGGAAGAUAUCUGGUUGGCUUUAACACCUAUGGGAAAAGGUCAUUUGGACCCAGACAUUAUUUGCUAUAACGACUUUAUGGCUGUGAUAUGUUGGGCUCCUUCAAGUCAUCCGGGGAAGAGGCGUAGGUUGAGAAAUACUGCAUGGAAUUUGGCCCCUCGUUCAUGGGUUCAACCGCCACUUGAUGUUCAAGAUUUCACUAUCGGAGCUCGUGGAACUGCGAAACGAGUUUCGACCCUCUUCCAUCAAAUGGUUGCUUCUGGGCAAAGAGGAAACGAAGAAACCUUCUCUCACAUGAUAAUUGGCCUAGGUCGUGAGGGAGACAUUCCAGCUGUUGAAUCUAUUCUGCAGCGUGUGUGGAACGUAAAUGUGCCGGAGCUUACAUCCACUGGUGGAAAUAGUGAUCUUACUGCCAGAAAGUGGCCGCCUGACUCCCAAUUUUACCCUAGCCAGCAACUUCUCUAUUCAAUUGCACAUUGUUACGGUUCUAACAAUGAUAUACCCACUGCUCUGAAGAUCAUUGACUACAUUUCCUCUCAAUAUUCGGUCAUGAUGAGUAAGGAUACCUGGCAUGAGCUUUUGAGAUGGGCAUAUGUACUUUCUAGACCCUCUUCACGUCCUCUGCGUUCAUCCUACAAAUGCGAUACAGCUUCCAUAGGAAAUCCCAUCCCUUCAGACGCCGUCUUAAAUUUAUUCAGAACCAUGGUUUCAGAUCCUUACAAUAUCCAACCCAAUGUUGAAAUGUACAAUUUGGCUGUGAGAACCGCCUUGUUCAAUCGAAAACUUCGGGAUGCAGAGGUCCUGAUGGAAGAUGGGAGAAUACAGCACAAAAAAGAAGUGCACAACCUCGGGCUGCUAAUGGACAAAAUGACUAUGUUGAGGGAAUGCGGACAGCAAGAUGAUCGUCAAUAUGACAAGCUGUCCCGUCUACUACAUCUCCAGCAGCUGACACUUCGCAAGAACCGAUUGACCAUACGGAAAUGGGUGGAAAAGCUCAGCACGACAAACCACAGCAGCUCUCUUAGGAGGAAACUCACGUGGUAUGUUUCAGAACCAUGGUUUCAGAUCCUUACAAUAUCCAACCCAAUGUUGAAAUGUACAAUUUGGCUGUGAGAACCGCCUUGUUCAAUCGAAAACUUCGGGAUGCAGAGGUCCUGAUGGAAGAUGGGAGAAUACAGCACAAAAAAGAAGUGCACAACCUCGGGCUGCUAAUGGACAAAAUGACUAUGUUGAGGGAAUGCGGACAGCAAGAUGAUCGUCAAUAUGACAAGCUGUCCCGUCUACUACAUCUCCAGCAGCUGACACUUCGCAAGAACCGAUUGACCAUACGGAAAUGGGUGGAAAAGCUCAGCACGACAAACCACAGCAGCUCUCUUAGGAGGAAACUCACGUGGUAUGCACGUGCGCUUCCUCGUCUGGUCAACUCUUGGAAAUCUUUCAUGCCGUAUCACAUUGGGUAUCCCAUUGCCACGGGACAUGUUCGCUUUUGGACCGGAUCUUUCGGCCACAAUCGGGCACAAGUUUGGAGACUGCGUUAUGGUGCAGAACUUACUGCGCAGGCAAGGAGGAACGGGAGGCGGAUAAGAAGAGCGGUUGCAUCUCCGAAGGACAAGCCUGUAGUGAACUCUGGUGGCCCUCCAAACAGAUCCCAGGACCAUGUUAAGAGCGAGCGGAGUUUAGGGGAACAGGCGGGGCAGGGGGAGAGCGAGCAGAUAAGGCGGAUGUACAGCAGGAAACAAUGGAAGUAUUUUGGAAGAAGAAGGAACUGGUUGGGAAGGAUACACAGAAUUGGUUUGAUGAUCAGGAAAAGAAAAAGACUCCUAAGUACUAUCAUUGAUCAGCGGUCUUGA
Messenger RNA from Hymenoscyphus albidus, 2588 nucleotides. NCBI's taxonomy places the organism in Eukaryota, Fungi, Ascomycota, Leotiomycetes, Helotiales, Helotiaceae. The record is from the annotation of a GenBank genome assembly.